This is a messenger RNA of Biomphalaria glabrata, 7765 nucleotides long. RefSeq lists its product as uncharacterized. Gene Ontology annotation, molecular function: protein binding; palmitoyltransferase activity. Lineage: Eukaryota; Metazoa; Mollusca; Gastropoda; Planorbidae. The record is from RefSeq and is a predicted model, not a curated record. The transcript has 11 exons. Gene Ontology annotation, biological process: protein palmitoylation. The coding region runs from base 39 to 1601 and encodes 520 amino acids. Gene Ontology annotation, cellular component: Golgi membrane.
GUUAUGUUUUAAGCAUUUUAGUAGAUUUGUUUGGCAAAAUGUCUGAACCUAGCCAACAAGUAAAUUUUGCUGAUAAAGAAACUGGUGUAAAAUCACAUCCCAUUUUUGAAGCUGUCAAAGCCGGUUUACUUAUUCCUGUUCAGACGUUAGUAGAAACACAAGGACUACCCGUAUUAACACUCAGAGAUGAUAAAGGACACACUCCCGCUCACUGGGCUUGUCUUGGAGGACACACUGCAAUUCUCAGGUAUAUGAUAGAAAAUAAAAUUCCAAUAGAUGAACCAAGUUCUAAUGAGCUAGGUGCCAGGCCUAUUCACUGGGCUUGUGUCAAUGGUCACAUUGCCAUUGUAGACAUUCUCACACAGGCUGGUGUUGAAUUGGAUGCAGUGGAUAAUAAAAACUGCACUCCUUUGAUUGUAGCAGCUCAGUAUGGACAAACUAUGCUGGCUGGAUACCUUAUGGGGAAAGGAGCUCGUCUUCAGUUAACUGACAAAGAUGGAGACAAUGCUUUACACUGGGCAGCUUUUAAAGGUCAUAAUGAGCUUAUGCGCCUGUUGAUAUACUCUGGUUUUAACCCAAGACAAAAAGACAAUUUUGGCCAGACUGCCCUUCACCUUGCAUGUAUCAAUGGAAACAUAACAGCUGUACAAGAGCUAUGUGAGCAGGAUGGUGUAGAAAUAGACAUCCCUGAUGUGAAUGGAAAAACCCCAUUACAGCUUGCUAUUGGCAGAAAGCAUGAUAAAAUAGUCAACUAUUUGAAGAAAGAAGUCCAAACCAGAAACAGUAUUCUACCUCGUAUUGACUGCUGGGCCAUCAUAUUUGGGCCUCCGGGCAAUUCAAAAGGAGCUCUUCUUUUCUUCUUGGUUAAUGUUGUAUUAUGGGGCUAUCCUAUGUAUAUUUUCAAGUGUUUCCCUCUGACCUGGAAUGAACUUCCCAUCUAUCAUCUGACUUUUAUUUUUACCAAUGUGGUCAUGUGGAUUUGUUUAUAUCAUGCUAACACAGUGGACCCCGGGUUCUUGCCAAGAAAUAUUCCUGAAUAUGACUUGGCUAUAAAACAGGUUGCUCACUUUGAUGAAUGGAAACAAGGUCAAAAUCCACUUUCACGCUUGUGUCAUACUUGUCGGACUGUAAAGCCAAUACGUGCUAAACACUGUAGGGUGUGCAAUAGAUGCGUGAAAGAAUUUGACCAUCACUGUCCUUACAUACACAAUUGUGUAGGCUACUACAACAGAGUUUCUUUUACUGGAGUUUGUAUCACCAUGACUUUGAUGGGCUUGCAGACUAUAUAUUUCUCCUACUAUGUGCUGUCCAUUGAAGGCAUGUCCUGGUACCAGAUUGACUAUCUAGUGGGCUUUGGACUAUUAGCCUUCUUCUUGUUAGUGGCUAGCUGUAUAGCACAAACCUCAAUUUACCAUGCUGCUGUAAACUUGACAACCAAUGAGAGAAUUAACUUUAAACGUUAUAAUUAUUUAAAAGAUGGAAAAGGUGCAUUCUAUAACCCCUUCAACAGAGGUUUAAAAAACAAUUUUUUGGAGUUUCUACAUUUGCGUCCUGGCAUGAGAGAAGAGGAUGUGACUUUGUUGGGUGUCCAUGUGGUGUAGCAAGUCUUGAGUGCUGACCAUUUUUGUAUCAAUUAAAAGUGUCUUUAUAGACAUUUGUAUUGUUACUCAUGUGGUAAUAACUUUUAUAAAAACUUAUGCUAGUGGAAUAAAAGAAAUAUUGAAUGAUUAUUUAAGAAUCAGGAUGGUGGCGCAUGGAAUGGUAAUUAAUUUAUUUCAAUCACAAAGGAAAAAAUCUUACUUUACAACUAUUUGCAUUUACAAAUGAAAUUGUAUUUAUGUUUUUUGGGGUUGUUUUUUUUUUGUCCUCAUCUGCACUGCCUAUCAUUAGAAAUAAUUUUAUAAAAUAAAUAUUUUUAUAGAUAGUUUAUAAGUUAUUUUUUUUUAGCAAGAGCUGAAUAAAAAAUUGUAGAGAAAACAGUUUAAAUUCAAAAUCUUGCUGUAUCAUUCUAUGUGCCAUCAUUGGCAUAGUUGUUUCUUGAGCUUGAUUUGGUUCAGAAAGUGUAAGGUUGCUGAUUUCCUUGUGAUACUAUAAUAUUAAUGUACAAGUAUACAUGUUGAUUUUUUUGUGAUGAAUGUUUUGUCUUGUUUUACACCUAACAAUCACUGUGAAUGAUGUAUGGCCUCCAAAUAGGAACCUUUUCUAAAUAUUCCUUCCAAGUCAUCCCUUCCCCCAAUGAGAGCUUUUUAUGGACAUUGUUUUGGCCAGGUUACAAGAUGAGCAUAUUAUCUCACCCUUGAUAGAGAAAAACCCUUCCUGAAGAUAUAGAAUCUAACCAACAUUCCUACUCUACAGACUAAACUAAAGAAUGGCUUUAAGACUGCUUAUUUGAUUUAUUUGUAAAUGACUUGCAAGCCAAUAACAUUUAAUUCAAAAGCUCAUAUGAUAGUGUUCAUCACAUAUUUUAUAUUUGUAAUACUAGCAUAGUUUUUGUGUCAAUUAGUAUCUAACAAAUUUCUUAACUUCUCCUUUCUUAUUGUAAGGGGCUAUUCUUCAUCUACAUGGUCUCCAGGUGAUUGUGUGAGAUGGAAUAACUCCUUUGUUGUGGUAUUUUAUGAGCAAGCUUUUUGAACUAGCUCCUGGCUAGCAAGCCUAAUGUUAUGUGGCUGCCUAGAGUUUUUUUUAUUUAAGUUUGAAAGAGAUUUGCUAGGCUUGGGGUGUAGAGUUUCACUUGUGAAAGUACAUUUUAUACUUAAAACAAAAGCAUCAGAGAAAAUAAAGAUCUGUCUCUUGACAUGGAUGGUUGAGUCCUGGUGAAGUCACUUAAUUUUGUAUCUAAGAUCAGAAGUACCUCCAUUCAGCUUUAAAUCCCUGUCUGGACUCUGGGAAAAUAAAAGCAGAAGGUCACUUAACAUCCUUAAUGGUUUCACUUAUCAUCCUUAAUAACCAUUAGGCCUAGAUAUAGCUGAACUAAACAACAAUUGCCCUAUGAAUAGAUAAGUUUGAAAGAUGACAUUAUUUUGUUUACUUGUUAUUUUGAAAGCAAGUCAGACCUCAGUUUGAUCAACCACUGGUCUAUUUUGUUCUGUGUUUUACCAAAAUGUUGCUCACUAUGUGUGGCUGCUGGUGUUGCAUGUUUAUUACUAAUUAGUCAUUCAGACAUGCCUACAGUCCCGCAUUAUGCGGAACCGUCCCGCAAAAUCAUAAAAAAAGCUCACAUGUUCCGCCGUUCCGCAUUCACGAUUUUUUGUUCCGCCAAGUCUGAAUUCCGACACACACAAAAAAUCGCCGUUUUUUCAUUAUUUAUUAAUAGUGCGAAAUGAAAAUACUGAAUGCAAACUAAAAUAUAUAUAGGUCUGUGUUUAUUGUUUACAUUUUAUCUCCCGGACCCGGCGAGUCCUAAAUUUACGAAGAUAUGGGGGAUCAUAUGGUUGAGCUAGCAGCUAGAGCUACUCUAGUAGUCUAGGUCUAGAUACUAGUCUAGAUCUAAUCUUAGAAUCUAGUAAGUGCUAAUAAGUUAAUAAGCCAAAUUUUCCAUUUAAAUCCCUUUCUUUUCCAGACAAUGGCUCUACUACUAGUACUAGAUCUAGUCUUAGUCUAGUAUACCGACUAGAUCUUUUUUUAGUGAAUUUUAGUCUAUUCUAGUUUUUGAGUAGAUAUAGAAUCAGUUAUUAUAGAAUAGAUCUAGUCUUUAUAGAUAGUUUCAUAUAGUUAGUAUAGAUCUAGAUCUGAGUAACACAACUGAACUGGUUUCUAGAUCUAAGUAAAAUCAAAGAAAAGGAUUUUUAACAAAAUACGUUAUUAAAGAUCUAGAUUAUUCUAGAUCUAGACGUAGAUUCUAAAUGUAAUUAAUUAACUUAGACUUAGACACAGUAAGGCUAAGGCCUAAAUUAUUUGAGUAAAUAAGGCUCUAGAUCUAGAUCUACUAAUUAAAAUAAUUACAUUUUUAAUUUAUUUACAUAGUGACUUUUUUUAGAAGUAGGACUAGCACUUAGACUAGAAUCUAGAUAACUAGAUCUAGAUGUCAAUACUAAAUCUAGAUCUAUCUAGAAAUAGACUUAGAAGGGGAUAGAUCUCUAGAUUCUAGAUCAUUUAUAUGUAUCAUUAUUGCACUUUAUGUAAUAAAUUUAGUUCUCAAUAAGUCUAUAGAUCUAGACAUAGUAAAUAUUUAGAUCUAUAACUAUAAUAUAAUUAUUAUAAUCUGUGUUCUUAGACUUAGGACUUAGAGGACUUAUUAGAUGUAGAUCUAGACUAGUACUAGUAAGUAAGUAACCUAGUAGACUCUUAAAUUAUGUAUUUUAGAUCUAGAACUAGAGACAGCAUCUAGAGUGACUAGAGUAGAGCCCUAGAAAAGGAUAGAUAAUCAAGUAGAUCUAGAAUAAUCUAGAUCUAGUCAUUAGAUUUAGAUCUAGUAGUAACAAAUAAAAAUAGAUAGUAACAUUUGAGUCUAGACUCUAGGUCAUUAGAAUACAUUUUGGUUAGAAUUCAUCAUAUAGGAGUUAGAACUAUUGAUUUCAAACAAAGGACAUAAUUAUGAAUUAAAGAUUUUCUUAUUUUUAAUUAUACUAUUUACAUCUAAUUUAUAAGAAGCAAACUAGUAUUGUUAUUAAAGUAAUAUAAUUGAAGUUUUAUUUAUAAUGCCUACAGUAUGGCUGACAAACAUAAACGCGCAUAUGUUCCACACUGGGGCCCAAAAUUCCACAUUUUCAACCUGAGUGUUCCACAUUCUGGGUCUUGGGGGUAGGCAUGUCUGGUCAUUAUAUAUAUAAAUCUGGUGACAAAACAUCCAAGUAUAGCUAAGGAUCUGUCAAAUAGUAUUCUAUAACCAUAAACCUGAAAACUAAAUUUAAUAUCAUGAACUUGAAUUGUAGAAUAAAUAAUCACACAUAAUACUUCAGGUACAAAGGCAUAACAUAAAUGAUUAGUCCACAGUCCAAAUAUUGAAAUAAGCAUAAGGAAUAAAUUAUUGUAUUUUCUUUUUGCCCAUUAUUAGGCUCUACUUUUUGAUCUAAUAAUAGAUUCUAGAAAUAUCCAGAUUCUUUACCUUCUAAAAAUUGAAAUGUUUAUUUUUAGUAUCCUUAAGCUUUUAUGAGCUAUUUUAGCUCACCACCGCUUUCAGUGCUUUUGAAAACAACAUUGUAAUAAAGUAACUUUAGUUCUUUUUGGCAACUAUUGACAUGUGACACUGAGAUAUGUUUGGUCAGUUAUGUAAUUAAAUGGUUUAGUACCUUUCAAAUGUAACUUUCAACUUUAUUGCUGUUGUGAAAGCCUGCCAUACUGGCAAGUUCUCAAAUUAGACUUUACAUUUUUAUAUAACAUCCAAGCAAACUUUAGAUUUCAUUUACUGCCCUUUUGAUAUUCACAUUUUAAAAGGCAAUAUUUUAUAUUUCUACUUUACAGAUAUAAAUAAAAAACAAUAUAAUGAUUAAAUGAAUAUUAUAUAACCUUGAUUUAAUUUUUUAAAAAUUAUCUAUGUUUUUUUUUAAUAACUAAAGUUUUUUGUUAUUGUUUUUUUUUUUUGUUGAAGUUAAAAUUUGUAAUAUAUAUAUAUAUAUAUAUAUAUAUAUAUAUAUAUAUAUAUAUAUAUAUAGUUUUUUUUUACUGGCUCAUCAUACAAAAUAAAAAUAAAAUAUUAGUUUGAAUACAAAAAAUAAUAUGGUCAAGUAAAUAUGUUUUUGAUUAUUUUAAUAAAUAGCAUCUAUUGAAAUCAAUACUGAAGAGAAAGUUUCUUGUUAGCUGUAAACCAGAUUUAUAAUUUACUCUUGGUAAAUGUAAUGUAUAUUUGAAGUAAGCAAUGAAUGUCUGAGAUGAUUUAUUGGUAAACCUACUUUUAUAGAAUAAAAAGUACAGAUCAAACUGUACUACUAAGUAGAUGAUUACUAAAAUUAGAUUAUUUGUCUGUCUCUAUCACACUUUUAUUAUUUCAUUAUAAGAUCAUAUAGGGUAGUUUAUUUGAAUAUGUGUGUGUGUGUGUGUAUAUAUAUAUAUAUAUAUAUGACAGAAUUAAUUUCUUUUUCACACUAAAGUAAUGUCUCUACCAAAUCUCACAACAUUCUUUGUUUAGAUUUUAUACAAUAAUAUUGUUGAUAAAUAUUUUUAAAAUUUUGUUUCAGCACAAAUUUAUUCUACUUACACUGUAUUUUAACAUGUUUACAAAACCAGAGUAGUGAUGUUUGCAAAUAGACAAUCUUGUCUGACAUUGUUGUUCAAAUUAUUGUUGGAUGAACAAAUUGCUGGAGUGAACACUUGAAAUCCUGCACCCAACAUCACAAGACAAGCCCUGACCUCGAACCCCCAAGAAAAGAGAAAGAGGGGUUGGCGCGGAAAUACAUGGCACUGAUAUUUGAAAGCAGAUGGGGACAGUUGGAGAGACUUGUCCAGAACAAAGAUGCUGGGAGGAAGCUUGUUGGUGGCCUGUGCCUCAGAUGGGAGCACAGGCACAGUUGAGAUGAGAUGUGAUGAACACAAUUUUAGCACACAGAAGCAGAACAAAGUGUCAUAGGACCUGCCUUUUUAAUUUGAUAUAGACACUAGUGUUGCCUUCUUGACAAAAACAUAAGGAUGUUGUAUAUGUACACAGAAGUAUGAGCAGUUUCUGCAUUCCUUAUUGAUACUACACAUAAGUGUUAAAAAUUAUUUUUAAUUUUGAUUUGGAUUCUUAGUUUGAUCUUUUUUUUUGCAUGUGAAAUUAUUUUGUUUUUUAUUGGUAAAUUGUAUUGAUUUUUGUUUGUGAAAACAAUAGUUAUCAUUUUAAUAGUUUUGACUGUUAUUGGUUUACACAAAUUGUGUGAGAAAUAACAUCUUAGGAGGGGGGAAAGUUUAUUUCAAGCUGUGCCUCCUGUUCUCUAAUACCAUUGCUCUUCCUAAUGAAAUCUGCCAGUGACAUUUGGUAUUGUUUGUUGUAGUGUAGUUGUCCUUAAGAAAAAUGGAACUAAAUCUGAGCUUUAGAAAAAAAAAUUAAACAUUACAUGUAAGCACAACAAACGAAAGUAGUUGCAAGCUGAGAAUCAGAAUUGGAAGUGAAACGAAAUAUUAUUCAAAUCAUAUUUUUUAAAAACUGGGACUGAAAUAGUAAUCUAACAGCAAAUAUAAACUGAAUUUAAAAUAAUAGUUCAACUGGAAAAGAUGUAAGCAUGAUACUAUAAACAAACUGAGACUAAACUCUCACUUUCAGUCUUCAGUCCUACCAUUUCAUUUUGUUUCCAAUUUAUUUCAUCUAAUUUUGUUUCUAUAAACUUUAUGUAUCAUAAUAAAUCAUUUCUGUUUCACUUUUUGUGCAAGACAACUACACUGGUUUCGAUAGAGAAUUUAUUUUUUUGUUCAAUUUAUUUGAAUGCCACUUAAUUGAGUUGUGUGUAUAAUAAUACUUUGUAACCUUCCAAAAGCUCAACAUUAAAAUGAUGUGACUAGAAGUUGUAAAUACUUUAGAGUAGUCUACCUCUUCACUGUGUGUUUUGUAUCUGAAACAUUUUCAAUCAAAUUUAUCAUCAAUGAUGUUCUGAGGGGAAAAUAUUUUUUGUUUUGUGUGUGUGUGCACAACUGUAUAUGAAAUAUAUCUCAAAACAAAACUUAAUUUGUAAUGCAUAGCUUCCGAUUGUUUUUGGCUGAAAUGAUUUGUUUACAAGUGUAAUUUUUAACAAUAGAAUAAAUUUAUUGAAUGGUUCUCAUAUUUAAGAGAAUGUGCAUUGUAUAGAAAUGUCAUUAGAAAACCUAAUGAUGCUUUGAUCUAUUUUUUAAAUGUAAUAAAUAAUACAUGAGUGAAUAA